Molecule: messenger RNA, 914 nt
Organism: Acanthochromis polyacanthus (spiny chromis)
Lineage: Eukaryota; Metazoa; Chordata; Actinopteri; Pomacentridae
Product: cytochrome c oxidase subunit 4 isoform 2, mitochondrial
Exons: 5
Coding region: 165-689 (174 amino acids)
Biological process (GO): mitochondrial electron transport, cytochrome c to oxygen
Source: RefSeq, a predicted model, not a curated record
GCGUCUCCCUCCUCGGCUCCCUCCCAUCCAGCCUCCUUCUCACCGCCCACCAGUUGGUUCCUGCUCACUGUUAUGUGGAGAUAAGAGCCUAGACGAACCCGGGAACCGAGGCCCAAACUCUCCCUUUUUUCCUCUCUUUCAAGACUUUUGCUUCCUCCGAUCUUAUGAUGCUGCGUUUGAUGUCCGGUCGGGUUGGAAGCCUUCUGACCCGACAGGCAGCUUUAACCAGCAGCAGCAGCGUCAGGAUGGCGAGUCACGAGGUGUCUGAGACGGAGGACAUGUCCCAGCCCAUGUACUGGGACCGGGUGGACGUCCCGCUGCCUGACAGAGCCUACAAAGACGUCCUGACCGACGCUGACAAGAAGCUGAAGCAGAAGGAGACAGGACCGUGGAGUCAGCUGAGCAAAGAGGAGAAGAUCGCAUUGUACCGGAUGUCGUUCCGUCAUACCUACCCGGAGAUGAAGCGGAAGUCUGACGAGUGGAAGACGGUGAUGGGAGGAAUCUUCCUGUUCCUCGGCUUCACUGGCCUGGUGGUCUGGUGGCAGAGAAUCUACGUCUACCCUCAGGCUCCCAGGACCUUCGAAGACGACUGGCAGGCCAAGCAGCUCCAGAGGAUCCUGGACAUGAGGAUCAACCCCAUCCAGGGAAUCUCCUCCAAGUGGGACUACGAGAAGGGCCAGUGGAAGUAGAGCCGUUUGUCCUGAGGUAACACAGAAUGUGGACCGCCCACCUCAGUGCGCUGCUGCACUUUAUGAAGCUGAAGUCAGAGUGAAUGUUCUUCUAACUGUAAACCACUAGAACCAGGAACUGAUCUGUCAGCAGCUGAGGAACCUCACUGUGUUGCUAAAGUCAGCCUGUCACAGGGAAACUGUCCGUCCUGGUGACCAUAAAUAAUAAAGCUUUGCUGAUGUCUC